Molecule: messenger RNA, 2165 nt
Organism: Aethina tumida (small hive beetle)
Lineage: Eukaryota; Metazoa; Arthropoda; Insecta; Coleoptera; Nitidulidae
Product: fatty acid hydroxylase domain-containing protein 2
Exons: 7
Coding region: 175-1308 (377 amino acids)
Biological process (GO): sterol biosynthetic process
Molecular function (GO): C-4 methylsterol oxidase activity; iron ion binding
Source: RefSeq, a predicted model, not a curated record
CGCAACCAGCUUAGUCGGUUGUCAGUCGCGUUUGUAAGUACCAGCACACACGGCGCACUUAAAAAUCGUAUCGCCUAACUAAAACGGUGAUAAAACGUCGAUUGUGUGCCGUUUCUUUGUCGACAGACGAUCGUUCGUGGAUCGAUAGGUCGGUGCGAAAUUAACAAUAGUGCGAUGGGUAGAAAGGAGAAGGGUCCCAGAACGGAGAGGAACAACAGGAACAAAAAGAAAAAAAUGUUGGACUACGAGGACGAAUCUUCGUCGUCCGGUGCGGAACUCACUCCAAAGAAAAAUGGAAAGUCCACCGUGAGCGCCAACCCCCAACAGCAACAACAACAACCCUCCCUUCUGUCCUCCUUAAGAAGCGUACUGAUUGUUCUCAGCACCGCUCUGAUAUGCUUCGCUGCGGCCCGAAACUCCAUCACCUGGCACUGCCAGCGAUUUUGGGGAGCGUCCGGUGACUUCUGGCAGGCGCAGUGGGAUAAAUUCUUGAACAUUGUUGGCGAGGAUCCCUUUUAUCUCUGGGUUUACGGAACGAACAUAUUAAAUUUCCUGGUUUACUGGACAUUCGGUGGCAUUUAUACCUUCCUAGAUGUGACUAAUAAACCGGCGGCUUUGAGACGCUACAAGAUACAACCGGGCACCAACGAACCUGUAGACAACCGAAAACUUCUCAAAGUAAUAUGGCAAGUGCUGGUCAACCAGAUUGUCGUGGGAAUCCCCUGCGCCCUUCUGAUGUUUUGGCUGACACAGUGGCGUGGAUUCCCACCAGUAAGAGAACUACCCACCUUUCAUUGGGUACUUUACGAAUUAGCCGUUCAUAUUUUGGUCGAGGAAGCUGCCUUCUACUACUCCCAUAGGAUCUUACACAGCCGACACCUCUACAAGUACAUCCACAAGCAGCACCACGAGUGGACGGCACCGAUCGCUGUGACCGCCAUUUACUGCCACCCCAUCGAGCACAUCUUCUCCAAUCUGGUGCCGCCAUUUCUGGGAGUUUUCAUAAUGGGUUCGCAUGUUGCCACCGCCUGGCUCUGGUUCACCCUCGCCAUACUUUCAACUCUGAACGCCCACUCUGGAUAUCAUUUACCUUUCUUCCCAUCUCCCGAAGCUCACGACUUCCAUCACCUGAAGUUCAACAAUUGUUUCGGUGUUUUGGGCGUGCUGGACCGUCUGCACGGGACCGACAGCAAUUUCAGACAGACCAGGGCGUACGUGCGCCACAUCAUGAUGCUGAGCUUCAUACCGCCGAGGGAGGCGUUCCCCGAACAGCAGAACUAUUGCAAGCAUAAGAUGGGCAAGAACUAAAAACGGUGAUACGCACAGAAGAAGAAAACGUACAGCAAUACCGACUUGUUAACUCUAAUUUUAUUCAACUAAUUACUAGUGUACUGAAAUUAUGUUAUGAAGCUUGAUCGAUGUUUACAUUUAAUGUAUAAUAUACGAUUUUAUGAAAUCGAGGCCCCUGCAUGUUAUUGAAGUAAGGCACAACGAGGCCUAAAAUGUGAUAGAAAAACUGGUGUUGGUUUAUUGGGGUCUCGCGCAUUUUUAAUCAUACGUAGACAUUCAGCUAAUGUGAUUUCUAGUGUUAAUUUUUUGAUUUAUAAAAUACAUAUUUUCAUAUAUUCUAUUAUAGUGAUAUUUGAUAUUAUUUAGGAUAUUUUAAUUCUAGUUGCGACUGUGAGAUUUAAUUAUUAAUUGCACUUGAUUAUAAUUAAUGAUUUCAAAAUGUUUUUGGCGCGACUCGUCCGAGUUUCUGUGAUUUUAAUUUGUGGAAUCGUACACAAAGCACAAAUUCAAAAGUUAUAAUAAGUAACUAAUAAUAAGGCUUGUAAAUAUUUUUUUCGGACCUGUUAAAAUGACCAAAAGCUGAAUUAAAGCAUUUAUUUUGCAUCUAUCAAGUACAUAAGAUUCUUGUAAUUCUUCUCCUUACUAUUUAACACAUCAUUUAUCACAAAAUAUGUAUAUACGUAGAUAAAACUUUAAUGUCUUUCAAUUUAACUUAUAAGUUGUAAGAGAUGUUAAAAUAACUAGUUUCAAACAUUUAACGCAUUUUAUAAACUGUGUUUAAUAAUCAUAUGGUGGCAAAUUAAGUUGUCCUGAAACUUAUAUUAAAUAACUAACGUGUUUAUGAAUAUAGGAAUAUAAUAAAUAUAUAAUUUUUA